This is a messenger RNA of Mugil cephalus (flathead mullet), 1258 nucleotides long. It is a transcript of the gene bphl, whose product is annotated as biphenyl hydrolase like. Bases 195 to 1052 code for a protein of 285 amino acids. The record is from RefSeq and is a predicted model, not a curated record. The transcript is spliced from 7 exons. NCBI's taxonomy places the organism in Eukaryota, Metazoa, Chordata, Actinopteri, Mugiliformes, Mugilidae.
CGACGUGGAGAAGAGCAAAACCUGAUUCCAGCUUCCUGGAUUUCCUUCAAAACAAAGCUGCACUGGAGAGGCCGCAUGGACUUCAGUCAGACACUCUGAAGAAUCUUUAACCGCCUAAACAAACUCUGCAGACUCGGACUGUUGUGUGUCCGUAUAUGUGUGUGUCUGUGUGUGUGCGUCUGCGCCUCUGAGCCAUGGCCUUGUUUCUACUCGGAAGACGUUUGUUCGUGUGCAGACGAGACUUCGGGAGAACAGGGACUCGAACAAACUGCUCUUCAGUGACCUCAGGCAAACGGCCUGUUAACGGAGUGGAUCUGUACUACGAGCAGACGGGCAGAGGGAAACACGCCGUGCUGCUGUUUCCUGGGGCUCUGGGAAGCACAAAGACAGACUUUGGUCCUCAGCUGAAAUCUCUGGAUAAGGAGCGCUUCACCGUGGUCGGCUGGGACCCGAGAGGUUACGGACGUUCCCGUCCCCCAGACAGAGACUUCCCCCCGGACUUCUUUGAGAGGGACGCAAAGGAUGCGGUGGAUCUGAUGAAGGCUCUGGGCUUUGGGAGGUUUUCUCUGCUGGGCUGGAGCGACGGAGGAAUCACAGCUCUGAUCGCGGCAGCGAGGAACCCCGACACGAUCCGCAAGAUGGUCGUGUGGGGAUCGAAUGCGUUCGUUUCCCAGGAAGACCUAAAGCUUUACGACGCGGUCCGUGACGUCUCCAGGUGGAGCCCACGGAUGAGGCAGCCCAUGGAGGAGGUGUACGGAGCGCACGUCUUCGCUAAAACGUGGGAGGCCUGGGUGGAUGGAAUUGCACAGUUUGCCGACAGACCAGAAGGGAGCAUCUGCAUGGAGCUUCUGCCUCUCAUUAAGUGUCAAACCCUCAUUAUCCACGGAGAGAAAGAUCCCAUGGUGCCCAGCUUCCACCCUCAGUACCUCCUCAAGCACAUCAAAGACUCACGAUUACAUCUAAUGCCAGAGGGAAAACACAAUCUCCAUCUGAGGUACGCGGAUGAAUUCAACAAACUGGUGGAAGACUUUCUGGAAGAGUCGAAUGGCUGAUCUGAUUUGAUGUGGAAAAUUAGGAGGAAUAUUACUUGAAAUUGUCGACAUCAACAGGAAAUCACAGCUCAAAACAAUUCAAUAUACACAGUACGUUAACUAUAUAAUAUUAUAAUCAUUUUUUUAAUUAGAUUUAUAUGAUGCAAGUAGGGAAAUCUUUGCCCUUGAUGUUAAAUAAAAAUGUACACCUAUGGCAAACAGCAGUA